Molecule: messenger RNA, 996 nt
Organism: Blumeria graminis f. sp. triticale
Lineage: Eukaryota; Fungi; Ascomycota; Leotiomycetes; Helotiales; Erysiphaceae
Source: the annotation of a GenBank genome assembly
AUGAAAUGCUUUUCCUCACCGGCCUCAGCCGUGCCCGUUCCGCUACAGCCAACCAAUCCUCGGCUAUCCAAGUUUUUCAAUCUAAGCGAGACUCCCCCUUGCAAGUUCACGCUUUUCACGCAUCUGCCUUUCGAACUUCAAGUCUACAUCUGGAAACUAUCAAUUCCAGGCCCCCAGAUCAUUCGCGUAAAGGUUGAGGUCGACGACGCACUUCACAAUGGCGAUCUCUUUGCACGCGAGGACUUCAAUUGGGACAUCGACCACAUAUCUGCUCAGAAAAGUCUCAAGUUUAGCGCACCUUUCUCACAAGCCCCGAGCUUACUAGCGACAUGUAAGGAUUCUCGCAACACAAUCCUUUCAGUAUACAGCGGGACUCUCAAGUCACAGGGCGAUUCGGUCAUCCGCUUCGAUUCCGACAACGAUACCAUAUUUUUAUUGCCCUCCACUAACAGAGUAUCAAUAUGCCCGUGUCAAGAUCAGGAAGUUUCCUCUGCUACAGCCUCCUCCACACCAACUCUUUCCGAGAAUCACCGAAAACCCAUGUUUCUUGGGCUAGGCACACGAGAAAUACCUACUCUUAAUGCACAGCGCUCUCGCGACUUCUCGCCAAUAUUUGGAUGCGUGAAAAAGCUAAUUAUGGUUUGGAGUGAAUUCUUUUGUGUUCACUCGGCCGAUAUUACCUGGACCCUAUCAAAUUUCGCCGCUCUUCAAGAACUCACACUAGUGACGGCUGUCCAGAGAGAUGCAUACUGUAGCGCCUACCUCCAAGCUGUCGGCUCGCCUACUGUCUGGUCAGUUGAGCAGAUUUCAAGUCAUUUCGCCUCUGCACAAUGGCUCGUCCAAGGCCUACGGAAUGAUAUGAUAACGCUGGAUCGCUUCCGACAAAAGUUAGAAUCUCGCAAGCAGCUGUAUUAUCGGCAAUCUUGGAAGCUACCACCAGUUAUCCGGUUUGGGGGCUGCUUCUCCGAAUGGGUAGAAGGAAGGGAACAUUCGUGA